AUGAACAAGGGCAACACGACCGAGGGCAUGAACAAGGGCAACACGACCGAGGGACAUGAACAAGGGCAACACGACCGAGGACAUGAACAAGGGACGACAAGGACGGACAAGGACAAGGGCAACACGAACGAGGACAUGAACAAGGGCAACACGACCGAGGACAAGGACGAGGACAAGGACAAGGGCAACACGACCGAGGACAUGAACAAGGGCAACACGACCGAGGACAUGAACAAGGGCAACACGACCGAGGACAUGAACAAGGGCAACACGACCGAGGACAUGAACAAGGGCAACACGACCGAGGACAUGAACAAGGGCAACACGACCGAGGACAUGAACAAGGGCAACACGACCGAGGACAUGAACAAGGGCAACACGACCGAGGACAAGGACAAGGGCAACACGACCGAGGACAAGAACAAGGGCAACACGACCGAGGACAUGAACAAGGGCAACACGACCGAGGACAAGGACGAGGACAAGGACAAGGGCAACACGACCGAGGACAUGAACAAGGGCAACACGACCGAGGACAUGAACAAGGGCAACACGACCGAGGACAAGGACGAGGACAUGAACAAGGGCAACACGACCGAGGACAAGGACGAGGACAUGAACAAGGAACACAGACGAGGACAUGAACAAGGAACACAGACGAGGACAUGA
This is a messenger RNA of Procambarus clarkii (red swamp crayfish), 669 nucleotides long. The record is from RefSeq and is a predicted model, not a curated record. Lineage: Eukaryota; Metazoa; Arthropoda; Malacostraca; Decapoda; Cambaridae.